Messenger RNA from Salvia splendens (bonfire salvia), 423 nucleotides. RefSeq lists its product as uncharacterized. Bases 1 to 423 code for a protein of 140 amino acids. The record is from RefSeq and is a predicted model, not a curated record. The transcript has a single exon. NCBI's taxonomy places the organism in Eukaryota, Viridiplantae, Streptophyta, Magnoliopsida, Lamiales, Lamiaceae.
AUGUCGAGGCUUCCAUGGGUGUGCCUAAGGGACUUUAAUGAUCUCCUAUCGCCUGUUGAGAAAAGAGGAAGGAGGGAAAUCUACUUGCCCAAAUGUGAAGGCUUUCGACAUGCGCUUGAUUAUGGUGAACUGAUAGGUAUUGAGAGUCGGGGAUACCCGUUUACAUGGGAAAGAGGUCGGGGCACAGAUAAUUGGGUUGAGGAGAAACUCGACAGGGCGGUGGCGUGUCCGAACUGGAGGAGGGGGCAUUGUCUUGCUAUUGUUGAGCAUUUAGUCACAGCUACAUCAGAUCAUAUUCCGAUCCUCUUACAUCCGAGCUCGCAGGUACAUGUGGUGAAGGUUAAACCUUUCCGUUUUGAGAAUUUAUGGAUUCGUGAAAGAGAAUGUAAGGAAAUAGUGGAAAUGCCUGGAACUCUAUGCUAA